Messenger RNA from Myxocyprinus asiaticus (Chinese sucker), 2910 nucleotides. RefSeq names its product survival of motor neuron 1, telomeric (gene smn1). Gene Ontology annotation, molecular function: RNA binding. The record is from RefSeq and is a predicted model, not a curated record. Gene Ontology annotation, biological process: mRNA processing. Gene Ontology annotation, cellular component: nucleus; cytoplasm. Bases 83 to 934 code for a protein of 283 amino acids. The transcript is spliced from 9 exons. NCBI's taxonomy places the organism in Eukaryota, Metazoa, Chordata, Actinopteri, Cypriniformes, Catostomidae.
AGCAUCUGGCCUUCUACAUCGUCAGUGGCGCACGCUGCACUUGAGGUCAGUUUUGCUAAUCGGUUGUAAAUGUACAAUUCUCAUGGCAAAUGGAGCGGAAGACGUCAUAUUUUGUCGAGGAACGGGUCAUAGUGAUGAUUCUGAUAUUUGGGAUGACACAGCUUUGAUUAAAGCAUAUGAUAAAGCAGUCGUGUCGUUUAAGAAUGCAUUGAAAGGAGAGAAUGAUGUGACACCAAACAAGAAAGAUAAACCUGGGAAGAAGCGGAAAAACAACAAAAAGAGUAAAAGCAGAAAGAAAUGUAACGCAGCGCCUGAUAAGGAGUGGCAAGUUGGGGACUCCUGUUUUGCAUUCUGGUCUGAGGAUGGCAACUUGUAUGCUGCUACCAUUUCCUCAAUCGACCACGAGAAGGGCACCGGUGUCAUCAUUUUUACAGACUACGGUAAUGAGGAAGAACAGAACCUCAGUGACCUUCUAACAGAGGGUUCGGACUUGGAUGAGGAAACUCAAACACCAGCAGAUGUACAAAGAGUCAAAGAGACAGAGUCAUCGACAGAAGAGAGUGAUAGAUCUUUUACCCCACACCAGUCUGGUCAUCAGAAGCACAAAUCUAAGGGCAGAUCUCCCAUGGGGCCUCCGUCUUGGGUUCCUGGUUUCCCUCCUGGACUUCCACCAGGACCUCACUUCCAUAAGUCGGAUGGCAGACGGUCAGAAGGUCCUGGACCUUUCUUCCCUGGAUGGCCUCCCAUGAUUCCACCUGGUCCCCCGAUGAUCCCACCACCUCCACCAAUGAGUCCAGACACCAUGGAGGAUGACGAGGCCUUGGGCAGUAUGCUUAUUUCCUGGUACAUGAGUGGCUAUCACACAGGAUACUAUAUGGGUUUGAAACAAGGUCGUAGAGAGGCUGCAGCAUCUAAGAAGUCCCAUCGUAAAUAAAGACAUAGUGGGCGGAAAAUAUGCUCGUGAUGGUGCAGCAGAAUUGAUUACAAUUUUUUUUUUUUUAUUAUUCAUUGUAAAUAAAUUAAUUAAAAGUCAUUGUGCUGGUUUCUACAGUGUUGCCUUAAUUAACUGAUAUUACCUCAGUGGGAACUUUAACUACAGGUCAUUUCAGAGUGACUUAAAUAAGCAAAAUUGCAAGCAAUAAACUAGCAUAGGUACUUUUUCUUUAACAUGAAACUUCACAAUAUUGUUUAUAGACAUUUAAUAGAGACUUAAAUUACUGUAGUCGGAGAGUGCUCAAAUCUACCAGGGAUCUUAAAAGUCAUUGCAAUAGAAACUGCCUCAUUGCAUAUAGCAGAAAUGUAGCUGUGAUUAUGGUGCCUUGUACACUACCAGUCAAAAGUUUUGAAACACUCAUUCUUUAUUAUAAUUUUUUUUUUUCACAUUUUAGAAUAAUAGUAAAGUCAUCAAAACUAUGGAAUAACAUAAAUGGAACUAUGGGAAUUAUGUUGUGACUAAAAUAUCCAAAAUAAAUAAAAACUGUGUUAUAUUUUAGCAUCUUCAAAGUAGUCACCCUUUGCCUAGAAUUUGCAGACAUGUACUCUUGACAUUUUCUCAACCAACUUCUUGAGGUAUCACCCUGGGAUGAUUUAUUAAACAGUAUUGAAGGAAAUAAUAAAGAAAAGCAGCAAUAAGUGCCCAACAUAGGAAUCUAUGUUGGGCACUUAUUGGCUACUUUUCUUUAUUAUUUGGUCCAAGUCAUCAAUUUCAAAACCUUUUUUUUUUUUUUUUUAAUGUUUGUUUUAUAAUGAAAUAAAUUAAUAUGGUGGCACAAUUAUAUUUUUGUCUACAAAACUAAUUUCAAACAUUUAAGCAUACGCCUUCAGAUCAAAAGUUUUUUAAGAUCAUGAGAAACAUUUUGGUCAAGUGUUUCAAAACUUUUGACCGGUAGUGUAAAUACAAAAUUACAAUGAUAGAGCUUUUUUAUUUGUAUAUAAGAUAAAAGGAAAAAAACAAUAAGGGCUAGGAGGUAGAUAGUAUUAUUAUUCCUUUUCUUUAGGAGCUUGUCUUCAAUAAUGAACUUGAGCAGGGCAGUCCACCAUAAUGACGCCUGGCCACGCUGCCAUUCUACUGGGUCUCUUGCUGAUCUCCAACUCUUAUCUUCUUGCCACCUGAUGGGGUCACCAGAUGCUGGUGUCUUUUGGCCAUUGACAUCUUCUGGAUGAUAAUCCCUCUUUUGAAACUGUUGUCUUUGCCUUUCAAGCUGCAGUCUGCUCUCCUCAUCCCAUGGUUAUUAACGCUUUUCUUUCUGUAUCUCUCUCCCCUUCUCCUCUAUGCUUUAAAAGUACUUUAUGGCCAUGAUUGUGUUUGCAUACAAUAUUGUCAAAGCAUUAUCGUAAUACACGGAACAAAUAAUGACAAGAAAAAAAAGUUAUAUUACAGUAAAAAACAACCAAGAUUGACUUGAUAGAAAGGGGCCAAGUAAUGAAUAAAAAAAGAAUCGGUGCAUACAUUAUACAAUAUAAAAUGAAAUAAACAUUAAACAGGACAUUAUGAACAACAACAACAAAAAAAUACUGAAAUAUGUACAGCACAUGAACAUGUAAAAAAUAUAAUUUCCAAAUAAUAUUUUAAAAAAAAAAACAAUGUAAACAAUGACGCGCUUCCUGACUCCUCCAGGUGACGCGUGAGCUUACAUCAUCCCUCUCAUGAGCGCAUGUCACAGAGAUGUACAGAAGUGAACAUUUGUAGUUAAAAGGUAUGUAAGUAUUGUUUUGUUUCCCAAAAUAAUCAAUCGUUUGUGUUCAGAGGAACUUUAUUUGUCGACUGGAGUCGUGUGGAUUAUUUUGACGCACCCUAAAUAUGUAUUUUGGACCGUCAAAAAAUGGAGGACAUUCAUUUGCAUUGUUUAAAGGAGGAGGCCUGAAAUGAAAUCCUAAAAGUCUUAAAUCCUGUUUUGAUGAAGAAAGAAA